Dromiciops gliroides (monito del monte) is the source of this 1592-nucleotide messenger RNA. RefSeq names its product epoxide hydrolase 3 (gene EPHX3). Gene Ontology annotation, molecular function: hydrolase activity. The transcript has 7 exons. The record is from RefSeq and is a predicted model, not a curated record. Gene Ontology annotation, cellular component: intracellular membrane-bounded organelle. The coding region runs from base 39 to 1115 and encodes 358 amino acids. Lineage: Eukaryota; Metazoa; Chordata; Mammalia; Microbiotheria; Microbiotheriidae.
CCGAGGCCCCCGGCCCCGAGGCCCCCCUCCCACCUACCAUGCCUAAUUUCCUGGUGUCAGCGCUGCUGGCGCCCUCGAGGGUAUCGCUGAGACUGAUUCGCUUCUUCAUGUGGAUCCUGGUGUACUGGGGCGCAUGCUUGGCGGCCCUGGUCUACUCUGUGAAGGCCCUGGGCCACGUGCUGGGGCACCCUGGGCGAGGCUGCUGUGGCCAACCACGCCGAAAGGCCCCGACGUGCCUUCGAGACCCCUCUUACGGGCAGCAUGGCUUCCUUGACCUCAAGACCUCUGGCCUGCGUCUGCAUUACGUCUGGAAGGGCCAUGGGCCACUGAUGCUGCUCCUUCAUGGCUUUCCCCAGAUCUGGUUUUCUUGGCGACAUCAGCUUUUAGAGUUCUACCACCAUUUCCAUGUGGUAGCACUGGACUUGAGGGGCUACGGGAGCUCAGAUUCACCUACCAACCUGAACAGCUACACCAUCGAAGCCCUGACAACAGACAUCAAAGACGCUAUUGAGGCCCUAGGUUACUCCAAAUGUGUCCUGGUGGCCCAUGACUGGGGAGGAAUCUUGGCCUGGAAUUUCGCCACCUACUACCCAAGUAUGGUAGAGCGGCUGGUGGUGGUGAGCGCCGCCCCUAUGUUUGUUUACCAAGAGUAUGUCCUGCACCAUCCCAGCCAGCUCUUGCGCUCUGGUUAUGUGUUCUUCUUUCAGCUACCCUGGUUGCCUGAGAAAUUGCUUUCUGUCUCUGACUUUCAGAUCCUGAAGAGCUCUAUGACGGAUCCUGUGACCGGAAUCCAUAGCCUUACAGAUGAGGAGCUAGAGGCUUUCCUAUACAGCUUCUCCCAGAACCAAGGCCUCAUUGGCCCCCUCAACUACUACCGCAAUCUUUUCAGUCACUUCCCGCUAGAGCGUCAGGAGCUGUCAGUACCAACGUUGUUGUUAUGGGGAGAGAAAGACCCCUACCUGGAGACUGGACUUGUGGAUAGUAUUAACAACUACUUUGUGCCAGGCCGCCUGCUGUCCUAUAUCCUGCCUGAUGCUGGCCACUGGAUCCCCCAGUCACAACCAGAGCAGAUGCACCACUACAUGUGGGCCUUUUUUAGGAGGUUCAAGGUGUAGUUAUGACUCUUCCUUCCAAUAUGAACAUUCUGGUUUUGUGCUCCCCCCAUGGCCCACUAAGGACAAGGGAAGAAAUGGAGCAGUACUUGAAACUCAGCUUGAAACAAGCCAGCUUUUGACUAGGCGUGUGGAAGCAUCUUCCCUCUCUAACCCCUAUGGUUUAUAUCCCUUUCCACAUUUCCCCAUAGGUGCCCAACCUAAUCAUCCCAACCCCUGAUACUUACAUUGUCUUUUCUCUCUGUCCUCUCAAUUCCUUGCUGGCUGGUCCCAGUUGAGCCCCUAUUAAAUUCUGGAAACCUUUUCUGUCACUGCUACAGAGAAAGGAGCCCUGUGAAAAGAAAGGGGCCACUGUAGUUGUGGUGUGUGCACAGAAAUAAACCUCCCACUCCCUGCCCUGCUGUGCCUCUUUCCUUCUGUCUGGGGCCUCAGCUCAAGGACAGUUUGGGAUCAGGGGCAGGGGCAAGGAGUGAAAAUGUG